This is a messenger RNA of Loa loa (African eye worm), 2078 nucleotides long. RefSeq names its product pseudouridine synthase, variant 2. Gene Ontology annotation, molecular function: nucleic acid binding. Gene Ontology annotation, biological process: regulation of gene expression. The transcript is spliced from 8 exons. Gene Ontology annotation, cellular component: nucleus. The coding region runs from base 139 to 951 and encodes 270 amino acids. The record is from RefSeq and is a predicted model, not a curated record. NCBI's taxonomy places the organism in Eukaryota, Metazoa, Nematoda, Chromadorea, Rhabditida, Onchocercidae.
GAAGUUGAGGCGGGGAGGGUCGUGUGGUUUUUGGUCGAAAGGAUUGGUUCAUUCGAUAUAGACUGCUAGUUAGAAUGCAAAUAUCCGCUUAAACAAGAAGAUCUGGUGCAACAACCACCGCAAGCCGUACCAUCUGAAAUGGCUGAAACCAACAACAAGCCGGAGGGCCAUUACGAGCAGCCAAAGACUGAAACGCCCUUGAAUGACGAAAACCACAUUGACGGCAAGAAGAUCGUUGCACGUCAUAUACAGGGCACCGUGAAGUGGUUCAACGUCAAGAACGGCUAUGGGUUCAUAAACCGCGCUGAUACAGGCGAUGACAUCUUCGUUCAUCAAACGGCUGUCACAAAGAACAAUCCAAACAAGUAUUUGAGAUCACUAGGCGAUGGCGAAAAAGUGGAAUUUGAUGUCGUAGAGGGACAGAAAGGCCCGGAAGCAGCAAAUGUCACCGGUCCAAAUGGUGGUAACGUGGAAGGCUCGAGAUAUGCAGCCGAUAAAAGCGUUAUGCGAGGAAGAGGACGAGCUUAUCGUCGACGUUUCUAUUAUGGUGUUUACCGUCCGGACAGAGGUGGAGCGAGACGUGCAAACUCUGAAGGUGAUAGAGCUGAUGGUGAAAAUGGCGAUAAUGAUGAAGGCGGGAGACGCGGACGUGGAGGAUUCCGUGGCCGUGGACGUGGUCGCGGCCGUGGACGAGGACGUGGUCGUGGUGGACAGCGUCGCCGCGCAUCGGAAGGUGACCGUCAGGAAGGCACAACAGAGGACCAGUUAGGCGGUGAAAAUGUACCACGGAAAACUGGCCGAGGACGCGGUCGUGGUGGCAGGGGUCGUCGGGGGGCUCGUAACGUUGAUGCCAUAAAUGGUGAAGCUGAAAACAAUAUUCACGUAACUUCUGAUGGCGAGAGCAAAGAAAAUGAACGUCCUAUUGCAAAUACAAAGCCGUCUGAACAAUAAGUUACUCCGACUCAGCUGAAAAUUGAAUAUAUUGUGCUUUCCCCAACUAUCAUCAAUUUAUCAUGAAGCUCAGUCCUGUUAAUUCAAUAAAUGAUAUCUGCUUCAUCCUUUGCCAGAAAAUCCGUACUGAUUUGCAGUCAUCCCUUUGAAUCACUCUUUUUUUUCCAUGUAUGCUUUGAGCUGGCGAUUAGUAUUUGUUUACUUUGUAAGUAUCACAUCAGUACUCGGCCACCGUCAGCACCGUUAUUAUGGACGGCGUCGCUUGUCGCUAUCAUUGGUGUAGAUGCUCAAAAACCUCUCCGUUUUUAACAAAUUGAAGUUAAUUUGUCCAGGAUGCCUGGAUUCAUGUUUUCCAGAAAGUUAUAGAAAGUUUUGAAUUUUAUGAUCUAAAGCGUUCAUUUAAAGUUCUGGUUAAAUUAUUACGUGCUGUGUGCGUUCAUUCACAACAAGACUUCACGUUGUAUUGCGAUAGAACAUACACGGUCCCCAGUGAGAUGUCAGAACAAUCGAAGAACCCUUCUUAUUUUGUUGGCCCUAUUUCCUCCCUAUGUUUCCGGAAUUUAUGUUGAAAAGUGGAGGAAAAUUUUAGUGUGGGGUUGACUGAAAUAUUUUGUUCUGUUGUAUUUGAAAGUGGUUCGAAGUUUCCUCUCGUUUUUAAACAUAAUGUUAAGCUUUAAUAAGCAUUCGUAAUAACUACAUUGUUGUUUCUGAUUUAUAUUUUUCAUUUCUUGAGGUUUUGUUUUAGUGGUAAUUCAUCUUUGCGUAAACGGAAUCCGUAAAAUCUGAUAAUCACAGUGCUUACCUUCCCAGUCUGUUGAGCAUUUGGAAGGUUUCUCAUUCUUGUCCUCACAGUCGUUUUUGUUUGUCAUACAUCAUAUUUCAAGGAAGUUCUUUCCAUUUUCGCCACUCGGUUUCAUAAAACAGAUCUGUUUCGUUCAGUAGAUUUUCCUCCAAAGAUUCAUUUAUUUUCCGUCAUACAAGUUUCGUAUGCUUGUAUAUGGUCAUGGUGAUUGCAGAUGUACGGUGUUUUACAAAAGGAAACUUAAAAUUCAACUGCAACUUAAAUUGUUUGUUUUGUAGAGUUCCAUUUAAAGUUCCAUGGGGAAAGUAAAUUGGUUGCUUCUAAG